UAAAUAAUCUGAAGAUAUAUACAGUGUAUACGAUAAUUACGUGUUUUCUAUGAUACGCACAAACUAUUAGAAUUCAUUGCACGAACAUUUUUUGGGCGUUUCAAAACGGUGCUUUAUCGUGCAGUGCACGGAGUCUUGAUAAUCUUGAUUUAUGAUUACGAGCUAUCAUAAUAUUUUUCCGAAUUUCAUUGGCGACUAACUGUCAACUGUCAGUUACAAGACAUUUAAUGACAUAUUCUUGUUUAUUUUGAUAUAAUGUUACAAUUAGAAAAAUGCUAUGGCGGCCUCAGGAUCACAUAAUGGGGAUGCAGAGACUGAAAGCGAUAAGUUUGAAGUAUCAAAGAUUGAUAGACACGGUUUCCUUCAUGAUUCCAACUGUAGUUCUGAAAGCCUUGGAAGACAUGGAAUACCACCUGAGAUAAUGCUACGAAGAGAACGAAAAUGGAUACAGAUGUUAAACAAUUGGAGUUAUUUUAUGAAUAGAAACUAUCGCAAAGUCAGAGAAAGAUGUAGAAAGGGUAUUCCACCUUCUGUAAGACUUCGUGCAUGGUUAAAUCUCUGUGGAGGCCAAUUGUUAAUGGAUACAAACCCAAAUUUAUUUGAAGAACUGGUAGAAAGGUCUGGUGAUCCAAAAUAUAUAGAUGAUAUAAAAAAAGAUCUUCAUCGACAAUUUCCUCAUCAUGUGAUGUUUAUCGGAGAAGCUCCAGGACAAGAAGAACUCUUCAAAGUGUUAAAGGCAUAUUCAAUUUUGAAUAGCAAAGUUGGUUAUUGUCAAGCUCAAGCACCUAUAGCAGCAUUUUUACUGAUGCAUAUGCCAGCUGUACAAGCAUUUUGGUGUCUUGUUGCGAUAUGUGAUAAAUAUUUAUUCGGUUAUUAUAGUCAAGGAAUGGAAACAUUAUUAAGAGAUGGAGAUAUUUUAUUUGCCCUCCUGAAAAGAGUAUCUCCUAUCGCUUAUAAACACUUGAAAAAACAGAAGAUGGAUCCAAUUUUGUACAUGACCGAAUGGUUCUUAUGUGUGUAUACACGAACACUGCCAUGGGAAAGUAUUCUACGAGUGUGGGAUAUGUUUCUGUGCGAAGGCGUAAAAAUUAUUUUUAAAGUUGGUUUAGUUUUGUUGAAGGGUAGCUUAGGUCGUACAUCUCUUACUAAACGUUGUCCAACGGUUUAUGAAACGCUCCAAUUAUUAAGAAAUCCUCCUCAACAUAUUAUGGAAGAAGAAGCUUUAGUGUAUCAGAUUCGAAAAUUAAAUCUGACCGAAGAAGAUUUUGAAUACGAGCAUCGGCGUCAAGUAUUAAAACGGGAAGCGGCAGAACAAGCAUCUCUUUCCACUGCUAAUCGGACAGACUGACUAAAAAAGUAGGUAGCAUGUAAUAUGAGUAAAGAGCUUACAGGUAUUACUCCAGAGUGUGCCUUCCUCUCUAUAUUCUUCAUAUUGUACAGUUCACAACAUUUAUAUAGCUAUACUUUUACAAGAAUACCUAAUUUCUUUAUUGCAAAUUUAGAUAAUUCUUAAAUAGAAUCGCACACGUAUACAUUCCCUUGAAUAGAUCAAAAUAAAUUAUAUGUCUAUAGUUUUAUUACUAAACUAUGAUUACAAAAAUGCACAAUACUUGUAGAUGUUUAUAGUAGCAAUUAAUGUUGUAUUAUUUAAUACACAAGGCGUCUGGCUACAGAUGGGCAUCCUUUGAGUUGGCGGUAGCUAGGGUAACUCUGAACAACUUUUUCCGUUACGCGGUAUCUGAGCUCCGAUUGAUGGUAGGGGUUUUUCGGUAAAGGAAAAAGUUAUUCGAAAUCACCCCAGCUACCGCCUCUCAAACGGUACCUACCUGUAAUUGAACACCCGGUACGUCUAGUUAUUAGUUAACUUUAUACAAUUCUAUUAAUAUUUAUGUACAAAAGAAAACUGUAAGACAUUACAUAUUACAUUUUCUAAGAAUAAAGUUUAGUAUAUUAUAAUGUUA
Molecule: messenger RNA, 1961 nt
Organism: Osmia lignaria (orchard mason bee)
Lineage: Eukaryota; Metazoa; Arthropoda; Insecta; Hymenoptera; Megachilidae
Gene: wkd
Product: TBC1 domain family member whacked
Biological process (GO): regulation of GTPase activity
Molecular function (GO): small GTPase binding; GTPase activator activity
Source: RefSeq, a predicted model, not a curated record